AUGGCUGCCGUGGUCGCCAAAAAUCGCAAAGAGGCGGUGAGGGUUUCGGGAUCUAGGGGCGCGGCGAUUCGCGCCGAAAAUCACAAAGAGCCGGAAAUUGCAAAGAGGCGCCCUUCGCCGGACCUCGAAUCAGAAGGUGGAACUGUGGAAGGGGCAGAUCUCAUCGCUGCGAAUCGCGGUGGAAUGCGGCCGAUACAUUCCCUGGCACAUACUGAAUGGUCUAGUGAGGUCCGUAGCAUCACUUAUUCUAGAGAUGCCACUUCUGUACCCAUUGCCUAUCGUGUCACGCUUUACGGAAGUGAUGCAGAGAUCUUCAGAGAAGCAACGGGCAACGCUUCAGUUAGCGACACAAGCUAUGGGGGUCCUGUGCAAAAGGCAGAAGCAAUGGCAUUUCAUGGAGCUUAUGCUCGCCUUGGCCUGGGACUUCAUCUUUAUCAUCAAGACUUGGAAUAA
Messenger RNA from Salvia miltiorrhiza (redroot sage), 453 nucleotides. RefSeq names its product DNA repair RAD52-like protein 1, mitochondrial. Bases 1 to 453 code for a protein of 150 amino acids. Lineage: Eukaryota; Viridiplantae; Streptophyta; Magnoliopsida; Lamiales; Lamiaceae. Gene Ontology annotation, molecular function: DNA binding. The record is from RefSeq and is a predicted model, not a curated record. Gene Ontology annotation, biological process: double-strand break repair via homologous recombination. The transcript is spliced from 2 exons.